GCGCACGGCACCGUCACGUCACGCGAGAAGGCAGCGAGACAAGCAAAGCGAAAACAGCAACAACACACGAACCACAUUUGUUAUAUCAUGUGCCUAAAAACAUAGGAUGGGCCUGUGUAUAUGUACCUAACACUCGCAAGACCCAGCUAAAGGAUUGCAUGGAAUCGUAAAAGGAUAUGAGUUCCUCCAAGAAUGGGGACAUUUCACAUGGAGGUAUGCUUGGUGAAGAACAACAGCUUCUCCAGGACCUUAAGGAAGAGACAGAUGACGUUGCAAUUUAUGAGCCAGUCGAAGGACUUGGAGGGGUUUUCCCGGGGGCCACUGAGACUGGGAAACGGACAUUUGCGGAGAUGGGCUCUGAUGUAAAUGAAAAGUCCACGAGCCGCAAGAUAUUCAGAGUCUCUGAGGAGAUCAAGAAGCAGUUGACAGAGGAGAGCCUCCAGCGAGCCCUCCCAUGCCUGACCUCUGGGGACAAGAUGGACUGUGGCCGGGACAACCCCAGAAGCAGAACCUCGUACAGGAGGCCCCUGUUCGGUAUCUCCCACAGGAUCAACGAGAAGCGCAUCGCGCCGAGCUCGGAGACGUCGGCCGUUCAGGGCGGAGGACAGCAGCACGACUGCGGGAGCCCCUUCACCUCGGAGUUCCACAGUCCAGAGGAAAACUGCAAGUUCGAAGCCUUCCCCGGUGCCGCGAGGGUGCCCGGCGAAGGCUUGCCGACAGACGCCGGCCUCUAUCCGCUGAUCGAGAAGAUGUUUUUCAUCCUCAACACGCUGAAUUCGAGCAUGACCCAGCUGCACAGCAAGGUGGACCUGCUGUCCCUGGAGGUCAUACGAAUUAAGAAGCAGAUCAAGCCGGGCGAGAUGGUGACCGAGUUCCAGCCUCCCCCACAAUAUCUGCUGACCAGCGAGGAGCUUCAUCAGCUGAUGGAGCAGACCUCGGGCGCCGGGGAGCUGGGCUGUCGGCUGCUGGUGCAUCUGUUCCCGGAGCUCUUUAAGGCCAGCGAGUGCACCAACGGCUGCAUCGCAAGCAAGAGAACAUUGGACUCGCUGCAUCUGCAGCUCAUACGCAAUUACGUAGAGGUGUGCUUCCCGUUAGUCAAGAACAACAACGUUUGGCAGGAGGAAUGCCUGAUGCAGAUCAAUGACUUGUUUAAUCAUUUUUGUGCACAGAAAGAUAUGGAGAGUGCCCGCAUGCAAAGAAAGCAGACAAUCAUAGAUACGGGAAUCAAGGCAGAGCAUGCCGAGACCUGCCACUUUAUUAAUGAGGUGGGGGAGGAGGAGCACCUCUCGAUGGAGGAUCAGAAUAACCUGGCUAACUCGGACUUGGCCUCUGACAUACAACUCACGGAUGACUUGGAUGAGUUCUCCUCCCCUGAGGACUUUGUUAUCUUCCUCGUUCAUCGCCUUUUCCCUGAGAUUUUCGAGGAAGGUAAAUUCCCAGAGGGCGCCAGUGGUUUUCACGGUGUCGGACAGCUUCUGCUGGAGUCUGACAGGUUGGAAAUUAUAAGGAAGUACAUGGAAUCAAAUUUCCCUGACGUGCCUGAGGACACCUGGCUCCAGGUGUGCGUUCAGCAUAUGGAGGAUGCAAUAGAGAGUGUCCACAGCAAUAUUAACGAGGGGGAACACGACAACAUCAGUAAUAACAGCUACGACUUGGCCGGUAUUCCGGAGGAUGUCUCCUUGAUAAGGAUCCCAAAUAUGUUUGAUCAUGAAAGGCCGAACCGUAGGUCCAAAAAGUCUCUGCUUGUCCCUGUGGAUUUUGACGACAUGGAAAUCCCUCUGCCAGACUUCAGCGUUCCCAAAGAAUAUCUCCUUUCCAAGGAAACACUUAAGAGCAAUUACGACUGUAGCCUGUCCAUCGGGAACUUUGCGUCUCGGGUUCUGGUGCUGAUGUUCCCCGAGCUCUUUACCCAGGAGAACGCACGGAAGCAUUACAACUGCAGUGGCUCCCUGGGCAAGAAGCAGCUGGACCCCGUUCGCGUCAACCUGAUCCGGCACUACGUCCAACUGCUGUACCCUCAGGCCAGGAACGACCGGGUGUGGAUGUUUGAGUUUGUGGGCAAGUUGGACGAGCGGUGCAGGAGACGCGACACGGAGCAGCGACGGUCCUACCAGCAACAGCGGAAGGUCUACGUUCACGAGCGGGAGCCCGAGGCCAGCGACGCGGACUGUCAGCUGAACCAGUUCAACGGCGACGCUCUUAGGGAGGACACAGACUGCACACAGACCCCCGCCGCGCCGCCCGAGAAGAGCAGCAAAGACUUUUGUAAGAUACCGCUGGACGAACUCUCGGUAACCGUACCCGACUUCCCCGUGCCUUCGGCCUACCUGCUCUCGGACACUGAGGUGCGUGAAGUCGUGCAGCAGAGUCUCUCCGUGGGGAACUUUGCCGCCCGCCUCUUAGUGCGUCUCUUCCCCGAACUCUUCACGCAGGAGAACCUGCGGCUUCAGUAUAACCACUCGGGGGCGUGCAACAAGAAGCAGCUGGACCCCGUGCGCCUCCGGCUGAUCCGCCACUACGUGGAGGCGGUGUACCCUGUGGAAAAGAUGGAGGAGGUGUGGCACUAUGAAUGCGUGCCCAGCAUCGAUGAACGAUGCCGGCGCCCCAAUCGGAAGAAGUGUGACAUUCUGAAGAAGGCCAAAAGAUCGAGCACUGUGUUUUAGCCACAAUAGUUUGCUGGUAUGGCAACAGCUGUCUUUGUCAUGAAAUUAUUGCACACAAUAUAAGCUCAAUCUAUUGCAUUGUCGAACUUUUACAGCAGUCCGAUGUAGGUUUUCAAUCAGCACUAACAUUGGUCUCGUUUUAUUUUUGACCAUAACAGUAGAAAUUAUUGUUCAAGCACUCGAAUGCCGAGUGAUAACAAAUGUAUAUUUAUGAGCCGAACUGCCAUAGCUUAUGUACACAUUAACUGAUGCAGCUUAAAAAUAAUGUUAGCUAAUAGAAUAGUUAAGUUGAUAUAUGAAUAGAAAUUAAUCAGGUGAUUUGUUUCUAUUUCAGUCUAUUGAACCACUGUUUAAGUAAGAAUUUGCUUAUGUUAAACCUUCUUAUAGAAGUUUAUAUAUAAAAACAAUUAACAAUGACAAUGGGUCAUGUUAACCUUUUUUCUAAUAAAAUCACAUUCAUAAAAUCUAGUUUAAGAA
Molecule: messenger RNA, 3140 nt
Organism: Gadus morhua (Atlantic cod)
Lineage: Eukaryota; Metazoa; Chordata; Actinopteri; Gadiformes; Gadidae
Gene: bend3
Product: BEN domain containing 3
Exons: 4
Coding region: 177-2663 (828 amino acids)
Biological process (GO): rDNA heterochromatin formation; negative regulation of transcription by RNA polymerase II
Cellular component (GO): heterochromatin
Molecular function (GO): rDNA binding
Source: RefSeq, a predicted model, not a curated record